AUGGUAUCCUGUACAGUCGGUUCAGAAACACGUGCACUCGGUCAAGUGAAAAACUUUCUAGAUGCCACCGUACACACUCUUUUCCCUGAACACGAAUUGACUUGGGAACGAUUCGAGGGAGACCUCGAUGUACCCGAACUCGUCAAGAACAGCGGGGACGGAAAAGAAGAAGCAGAGGAGAAGGAUGACAACAAUGAGAAAACCAACGAAGCAAAUGGAAAGGAAGAGCCAGACGCGGAACCUAGUAGCAAAAAAGACAAGCGGUUCCAGGGGGUGGAUAGUGCAUGUUCCGGCCUGCUCUUUUUCCGAUUCCGUGUCAAUGUGAAGCCCACAGACUUUAUGUCCAAACUGAUUGAGCAAAAGGACCUGAUCGAUGCCAACAAAAUCAAAUAUUGUUCGAGAUUUGUUCCUAUCGAUUAUAUUUGCCCGGCUACAACGGAUCGUAUGACGAAAUGUUUUGAACGGUUACGAGAGCAAGAGCUGGAUCCCAUCAAGACUGAUACCAAGGUUGCAAUUGUGACAGAGAUACGAAACAACAUUUCGCUGAAAAAGCCUGACAUCAUACAGCUGAUUGCACCGAUGAUUCCAAAAGAGCAUUUUACGGUCGAUCUCACCAAACCAGACAUAGUAAUCUUCUGCACCGUAUUCAAAAGUGUAUGUGGUAUGAGUGUGCUUCGUGAUUAUUAUCCAAGAAAAAAGUACAACUUGAUCGCUUUGCUCGAAGACAAGUAA
Molecule: messenger RNA, 732 nt
Organism: Zychaea mexicana
Lineage: Eukaryota; Fungi; Mucoromycota; Mucoromycetes; Mucorales; Lichtheimiaceae
Exons: 4
Coding region: 1-732 (243 amino acids)
Biological process (GO): tRNA modification
Molecular function (GO): RNA binding
Source: RefSeq, a predicted model, not a curated record